UUUGCCACGACCAGACGACCGUCCAUCGUCGGUCCUCCCCUCCUCUGCUCUGUUGAGCUGCUCUCUCCCUCUGGCCUCUCUCUCUCCGUUCCACUUCUUGACCGACACGGCAAUGGCGAAGGGCGGGCUGAGCAAGCUUAAGUGCAUGAUCAAGAGGUGGCACUCCUCGAGCCGGAUCUCGCGCACGCCGUCAGGGUGCUCGGCGCGCUCUCACGACGUCGGCGACGCUGGCGCCGGGUUCGCUCUGGAGAACUCGUGGAGGAAGGGCGCCGCUGCCUCGUCCGUCUUUGCCUUCGGCGGCGGUGGCACGGGGUCGGCAUCGUUCCACGGCACCGACGGCCUGCCCCCGGGCCUCCACCCGGUCUACGUCGGCAAGUCGCGCCGCCGCUACCUCAUCGCCGCGGACCUCGUCGGCCACCCCCUGUUCCAGAACCUCGUCGACCGCUCUGGCGGCGCCGGCGUAGGCGCCGGCGGGACCGUCGUCGGCUGCGAGGUCGUGCUGUUCGAGCACCUCCUCUGGAUGCUCGAGAACGCCGACCCGCAGCCGGAGUCGCUUGCCGAGCUCGUCGAGUAUUACGCGUGCUGACCGCCUACCCACGGUCACGGCCACGUCCGAUCCACGAUGCCGGCAGCGCAGCGGCGCCCCCGAGCUCGACGGCCGGGGUCGAGGGGUAAUUUGGGUAAUCUGGUUCCUUUGUUUAAUGUUAGGGGUAGAGUUGUAAUAUAUGCAGGGUUGCGAGGGCAAGGAGUAAUCCACAUGGAGAUUGCUAACCUUGGGGUGCUUGUGGUAAUUGUGUCGAGAUAGCCGUGUAAUUACCGUGCACCCAAGGUAAUGCUAUCCCGGGGAAGUUAAUUACUCUCUAGUGCCUGAUCAUGUAACAAUGUGGCUUGCAUGUUUCUUCUGCUAGCUGUUUCUUUUAAGCAGAAUUGAAUAAGAUUUCAGGAACGGAUGUAUGUAUAUCUAUA
Molecule: messenger RNA, 966 nt
Organism: Zea mays
Lineage: Eukaryota; Viridiplantae; Streptophyta; Magnoliopsida; Poales; Poaceae
Exons: 1
Coding region: 113-586 (157 amino acids)
Biological process (GO): response to auxin
Source: RefSeq, marked validated